AUGGUCCAUUUAAUGGAUGAUGCUGGCUGUUGGGUCCUACUUGGAUACCUGCUCCUGCCUUUCUCUGUUGUGGGCUCCCAAGACAAUGCGAAGGUGAUCCACAUCAACAAAGUCCACCACCAGCCUCUCCGGGUUGGCCUGGCGGAGCCCGUCGCUCUGCCCUGCCUCUUCCUCCUGCAGCUGCCCGCCUCCCUGGGGCCCAACGCGCCGCCUGACCCCCCUCGGAUCAAGUGGAGCAAGGUCCAGUCAGCCUCGGGGCAGCCGGAGGAUGUCCCCAUCCUGGUGGCCAAGGACAACGUGGUGAAGGUUUCCAAAGGCUACGAGGGGAGGGUCUCUCUGCCUGGGUACCCCUCCCGGCGCCACAAUGCCACCCUGCUGCUCUCAGCCGCCCGAGCCAGCGACGCCGGGCUCUACCGUUGUGAGGUGGUGGCAGGGAUCCAUGACGAGCAGGACCUUGUGCCCCUGGAAGUCACAGGUGUGGUUUUCCACUACCGAGCUGCCAGCAACCGCUACGCGCUGACCUUCCCAGAAGCCCAGAAGGCAUGCGAGGAGAACUCGGCAGUCAUCGCCUCCCCUGACCACCUCCAAGUGGCCUUCGAGGAUGGCUAUGACAACUGCGACGCAGGGUGGCUCUCUGACCACACCGUCAGGUACCCCAUCACCCUCUCGAGGCCUGGCUGCUACGGGGAUCGCAACACUCUCCCGGGAAUCCGGAGCUAUGGGGAGCGAGAUCCUGAGGAGGCCUAUGAUGUCUACUGCUACUCGAAAGAGCUUCGGGGAAAGGUGUUCUAUGCCUCUAGCCCCGGACGGCUGACGUUUCAGACGGCUCAAAAGCACUGCCUGAGCCGAGGCGCUCGGCUGGCGACCGCAGGGCAGCUCUACCUCGCUUGGAGGGAAGGGCUCGACCAGUGCGACCCGGGAUGGCUGGCUGACGGAAGCGUCCGCUACCCUAUACGCAUCCCGCGGAAGAAGUGCGGUGGGGACGAACCCGGCGUCCGGACAGUCUACCAGUUCUCAAACCGGACGGGCUUCCCAGAUCCAGCUUCCAAGUUCGAUGCCUACUGCUACAAAGCUGAAAUUGACCCCUGCGACAACGACCCCUGUUUGCAUGGGGGCACCUGCCAGUCCAGCGGAAACCUCUCCACCUGCAGCUGCCCCCGGGGGUUCACGGGAGAGAACUGCGAAAUAGAUAUUGACGACUGUUUGUCCAGCCCCUGCCAGAAUGGAGGGACCUGCAUUGAUGAGAUCAAUUCCUUCGUCUGCCUUUGCCUGCCCAGCUACGGAGGCAGCCUGUGCGACCGAGACACAGAGGGCUGCGACCACAACUGGAACAAGUUCCAAGGCCACUGCUACCGUUACUUCGCCCACCGACGCUCCUGGGAGGACGCAGAGAGGGAUUGCCGCCACCGGUCGGGUCACCUGACCAGCAUCCAUUCAUGGGAGGAGCACAACUUCAUCAAUAGCUUUGGACAGGAGAACACAUGGAUUGGCUUGAACGACCGCAUUGUGGAACAGGAUUUCCAGUGGACAGACAACACUGGACUGCAAUACGAGAACUGGCGCCAGAACCAGCCGGACAACUUUUUCGCUGGAGGCGAGGACUGCGUGGUGCUGGUGUCCCACGAGACCGGGAAGUGGAAUGACGUCCCUUGCAAUUACAACCUGCCCUACGUCUGCAAAAAGGAUACAGUGCUGUGUGGUCCUCCCCCCACGGUGGAGAAUGCGUUCCCCAUUGGCAAGAAGCGAGAGAAGUACAGUGUGCACGCGACUGUCCGCUACCAGUGCGAGGAAGGCUUCCUGCAACGGCACAUGCCCACCAUCAAAUGCCACGUCAACGGGACUUGGGACAGGCCCAGAAUCGUUUGCACAAAACCCAGACGGUCCCAUCGAAUCCGCCGCCACCAUCGCCGCCACCACAAACACCACCAGCACAAAUCCCGCAAGGACCGCAGGAAACACUUCAAGCAGCACCCAAAGCUGGACUGGACGGAGGAAGACGGGAACUACUUUUAA
Messenger RNA from Zootoca vivipara (common lizard), 2013 nucleotides. The record is from RefSeq and is a predicted model, not a curated record. NCBI's taxonomy places the organism in Eukaryota, Metazoa, Chordata, Lepidosauria, Squamata, Lacertidae.